AUGACGACUUCGCAGAAGCAUAAGGAUUUCGUCUCCGAGACCAUGGGAGAGAAGGAUAUCACAGAUGUGGCUGGAAUUGGUGAGGCUUAUGGAAAAAAGCUCGCGGAGAAGGUAAUUUUUGUUAUUUGUCUUGGAAAUUUUAGUCGGCAGUUGUCAAAUGUGUAUCACAGCUCUAAACCAUCUCAUUUCAGGGCUUCGACAAAGCUUAUGUUCUCCUUGGCCAAUUUCUCCUGCUCCGGAAGGACGAAGAGUGCUUUGUUGAUUGGCUCAAAACAGAAUGCGGAUUUCAGGACCGUUUCGCCAAGGCAUGUUACAAUUGCCUCUCAGAAUGGUGUCAGUAUAACUUAUAA
Messenger RNA from Bursaphelenchus xylophilus (pine wood nematode), 350 nucleotides. Lineage: Eukaryota; Metazoa; Nematoda; Chromadorea; Rhabditida; Aphelenchoididae. The record is from the annotation of a GenBank genome assembly.